This is a messenger RNA of Tilletiaria anomala UBC 951, 1702 nucleotides long. Its product is annotated as DnaJ-domain-containing protein. Gene Ontology annotation, cellular component: cytosol. Gene Ontology annotation, biological process: 'de novo' cotranslational protein folding; regulation of translational fidelity. The transcript is spliced from 2 exons. The record is from RefSeq and is a predicted model, not a curated record. Gene Ontology annotation, molecular function: Hsp70 protein binding; ribosome binding. NCBI's taxonomy places the organism in Eukaryota, Fungi, Basidiomycota, Exobasidiomycetes, Georgefischeriales, Tilletiariaceae. Bases 68 to 1432 code for a protein of 454 amino acids.
CUCCCCUUAAGAAAACGUAGGUUCGUUUCUGAAGGCCACGGACAUUCCCACUAUAGACCUGGCAAACAUGGCUGCUGUUCUCGAUCUACCGUUUUCCCUCAGCGAAGCGCCCACAGGCUUCAAGACUAGCGCCGCACCGCAGGCCAUCUCCAAGCCCACCACUUCGACCCUCUUUGCGGCUGGCCCUUCGUAUCUCGGCCACGUCCGCCGGCAGCUCAACCAGCUGAGUUUUGAGCAAGAUGAUGACGCUGAGAAGAAAAGGCUCGAGGCAGAACUCCAAGCAAACGGUGCAGACGAAGAGAACGUUGACCUUCCGGACGAAGAGGAGGACGAGGAUCUCCUAGCUCGGGAUCCAAAGGAGUGGAAGUCACAAGACCACUAUGCUGUUCUCGGUCUCUCCUCCUUGCGUUACAAGGCGAGCCCAGAGCAAAUCAAACUCGCACAUCGCAGAAAGGUGCUCAAGCACCACCCCGACAAGAAGGCCGGAAGCUCGGGGCUGGCGAAUGACGACUCUUUCUUUAAGUGCAUCGCCAAGGCACACGAGGUUCUUGCCAACCCGGAGCGCCGUCGCCAAUUCGACUCUGUAGACGAGGCGAUCGAUGACGAGGCCGUACCUACAGGCAAGGAGAAGCCAGAGAACUUCUACAAGCUUUGGGCUCCUGUUUUCGCACGCGAGGCACGCUUCUCAGAACCCAAGAAUGGCCCCAUUCCGUCCCUGGGCGACGAGGACUCCACCAAGCAGCAAGUCGACGAGUUCUACAGCUUCUGGUACAACUUUGACUCGUGGAGGUCGUUUGAGUACCUCGACAAAGAGAUCAACGAGGGAAGCGAGGCACGUGACGACAAGCGCUACACGGAGAAGAAGAACAAGAGCGAGCGUGCGCGGAGAAAGAAGGAGGACAACGUCAGGUUGCGCAACCUGGUGGACAAGGCGCUCUCUGUCGACCCGCGCAUCAAGAAGUUCAAGGCUGAGGAGAAGGCAGCCAGGGAGGCGAAGCGCAACAAGGGUAAGCCUGGCCAGGCCAAUGGCGGCUUGACACCUGCACAGCUCGCCGAGCAGAAGAAGCAGAAGGAGGAGGAAGAGAAGAAGGCCAAGGAAGAGGCCGUGAAGAAGGAGGAGGCUGACAAGCUCGCACGCGCUGACGCGAAGAAGGCAAAAGAGGCAGCUAAGAAGAACCUCAAAAAGGAGAAGAAGCGUCUUCGCGACAUCAUUACGUCCAACAACUAUUUCCAGGCCGCUGGCGCCGCUCCCAGUGCUUCUGUCAUCGAGGCGCAGCUCAAUGGCCUCGACGCCAUUUGUGGCGCUCUCGAGCCUGAGGAAGUUGUCGCGCUUCGCGAAGCAUGCGAGAAGGCAGGUAGCGCUGACGGCGCCAAGAACGAGCUGAACAAAGCUGCCGAGAGCAAGAGUAUCGCUGCUGGUGCAUUCGCGUAGAUUGACUCUGCGCGUGAAUUAUAGAUCAUAGAGAGUGUGAUACAUACGUUGCUCGCUUCAGUCUUUUGGAUUCACUGAAGAGUCAUCGACGACUAUGACCUCCAAUACCUUGUCAGCCUCGCCCACGAGGCCUAGUUUCCGCAGCAACUUUUUGUACUUGCGGCGCACAAAAGACAGAUCAGGUCCGGAGACUGCAUCUUUCAAGCGCUGCUGCAAUUUCGGGGUAACGGACACGUCCCGCAUCUCGUCCAAGGCGCGAAGAAUGUACCC